AUGAGCAGGGCGCAGGACCAGCAGGAUGAGGGCGACGAGGAGCUCGACUCGCUCUCAGAGCUCAAGAUCGGAGUAAGAAAUCACCGAGCCUUGCCUGUCUGGCUCAGCGACAAAGGUACCCGAGGCUCAACUGUGUGGGAGCUUGACUCGUCUCCUGCAGAGAAAGGAGGAGAGGUCAAGUCGCACAGAGGGCAGUAUGGUGAAGGCGGUGCAGCAAGCAGAAGUACAGCGUUCAAGCAUUCCGACCAUGACGCGUUGGAGGAAUUCAGGAGCAACCGGCAAGGGGUCUCGAAGCAAACAAUCAGAUUCUCUGACGAUGUCAACGCUAAACAUUCCGGCAAGAGCUCUUCAACACAGUACAACCCAGCGAGUGUGUAUCGGAGCAAGAGAAGCGCCAAGACUACGCAGAAAGAUGUAAAUAGAAGUGCCCGACGAACUCAGAACUGGACUUCUGACUCUGAAGCUAAGAUGCGGCAAAGAGACAUGGUCCAGGACUCGUGGGACUCUCUGACCUUCUUUGCCAACCGUCAUGCAGGGCGCAUAGCUCCAUCGGCGCUGAGAAGUACAAACGCCAAGACGAGGCGCAAAGGGGAUAGCAACUUUACGUCAGACCUGAACCUCAAGAGCCGUCUGGACUUGACCAACAGACUGGGAAGUGCUCCGGUAGAAGGCAGGACCGAGGAGGAUGGGGAGAACCUGCUAUCGCCAUCGAGGCAGACCGCCUCCUCCCACGGCUUCAAGGAGAAGCUGUGCUUCAGGGCUGACCCCUCUCCCUUCCACAUCCCUCUGCUCCCAAGCGGGCGCCACCUGAAGUUUGACAUCCUCAGUACUUGGGGCGACGUCCACUACGUCGGGCUGUCCGGCAUCGAGAUCUUCGACAAGGCCGGAAACCCCGUCAAGAUCGACCCCAGCUCGAUCUCAGCAGACCCGCCCGACAUCAACAUCAUGCCGGGAUAUGGCGAUGAUCCGCGGACGGUGGACAAACUCAUCGACGGGGUCAACAGGACGUGCGACGACAUGCAUGUUUGGCUGGCCCCCUUCACCGCCGGCCGCCAUCACUACAUCUUCAUCGACCUGAGCUGCUCCUUCGUAGUCUCCAUGAUCCGCGUGUGGAACUACAACAAGAGUCGUAUCCACUCCUACCGCGGGGCGAGAUACGUCGAGAUCCACCUGGACGAGAACCCCAUCUUCAAGGGGGAGAUACAGAAAGCUCCUGGCUGCCUCCGGGGGUCGGAGGAGAACGCGGAGAAUAUUCUCUUCACCAUGGACGAGAGCGUUCUCUGCGCUAUCGAACAGCACGACGCCAACGACAUCAACAUGAACCCCCAGACGACUGAGGUGCAUGUCGAGGAGAGCAACCUGAAAGACUUGGAGCGUCCGAAGACGGCAAGUGGGCGCAAGAAUGAGGCAAAACAGGAGCAGGGGCACGGCAUGAAGGAGCAGGUCCUGCCGAGUGAGACGGAGAGCGUCGAGAUCUCUGGCCCGACCAAGCGCCUUCCUCCUCAGGUCGGUUGGCAGGUGCCCUACUGGGGCCCAGCUGAUCUGGUGCAGGUCGUUGUGACCGAGUCGGGAGACAUCGAGGAGGAGGAGAUGAUCGUCACUCCUCCCAUCCCCUCCAGGAUUGCGCAGGAUGGAUCCGAUCCCUUCAUGCGCAUGGACCGAAGGCCGUUGGGUCUGGAUGGGCGGCCGAUGACGGGGAUGGUGGAGAUGGGGAAGCUGCAGGGAAACUCCUCCUCGUUCCCUUCUUCCUUCUCCAGCGACCUGCUGCCCUCCAGCCCGACGACGAUCAGCGGCAGGAAUUUGACGCUCGUGCUGCACUCCAACUGGGGAGACUCGGAGACUUUGGGCCUCUGCGGUCUAGACAUCAUCUUGCAGGAUGACAGCAAGCUGAGGGUUAACGCAUCCAUGAUCCUAGUGACGUGCGAGGGAGCUGAUGGUGGCCAUGAAGCUGCUUGCCUCGACUCGACGUAUGCCGCCUCCCUCUUCAUGGGCCCGCACGAGCUCAAGGGCGAGGAGGAGAUGUGGGUUGUUCCCCACUACCCCUACGUCAAGUAUCGUAUCAACAUCGACAUGGGUGAGCCUCGCCUCCUCAAGCAUUUCUGUGUGUGGAACUACAACGGGAGUAUCGAGAACACGUAUAGAGGCGUCAAGAGGAUGUCGAUCGUGCUGGACAACAGGUCGCUGUCUCCCCCUGCUGGGCACCUGGUCAGGAAGGCUCCUGGGCCAACUCGCAUCAGCAUCGACUUCUCGCAGAAGAUUUGCCUUACAUCCCUCGGGGAGCGGAUCGGAACCCCGCAGAUUUUCCGAGGAAGCAGCUCGAUCAUAACGCCAGAAGGCUACGUGAUGCAAGAAUACGAACCGCCGACGCUGCCGUCAGGCUUCAUUUUCAAGUUCUCCCUCAUCUCUACAUGGGACGAUCGAUUCUACAUCGGCCUUAACGGUAUACAGCUAUACGAUCAGUUUGACAACCUCGUCCCCGUUCACCCCAGGAACCUCAAGGUUGUCUGCACUGAAGGAGUCACUUCCAUCGCUGAGCUGCCAGACUGUGUGGGGGACCCUCGCACGGCAGAGAAGAUCAUCGACGGAGUUAACGACACCAAUGACGAAUCGCAUAUGUGGCUUGCUCCCUUCAGGAGGGGAGAAACGAACAACAUCUUCUUCAUGUUCGACGAGCCGAUCACUCUCUCCCUCAUCAAGAUAUGGAACUACCGCAAGGUCUUCUUUCAAAGUCUCAGGUCCUUCUGCUAA
Guillardia theta CCMP2712 is the source of this 2748-nucleotide messenger RNA. RefSeq lists its product as hypothetical. Lineage: Eukaryota; Cryptophyceae; Pyrenomonadales; Geminigeraceae. The coding region runs from base 1 to 2748 and encodes 915 amino acids. The record is from RefSeq and is a predicted model, not a curated record. The transcript is spliced from 16 exons.